Umbelopsis ramanniana AG is the source of this 809-nucleotide messenger RNA. RefSeq lists its product as uncharacterized. The coding region runs from base 66 to 677 and encodes 203 amino acids. The transcript is spliced from 3 exons. Gene Ontology annotation, cellular component: mitochondrial inner membrane. Gene Ontology annotation, biological process: mitochondrial respiratory chain complex IV assembly. The record is from RefSeq and is a predicted model, not a curated record. NCBI's taxonomy places the organism in Eukaryota, Fungi, Mucoromycota, Umbelopsidomycetes, Umbelopsidales, Umbelopsidaceae.
GUCUCACCCCGUUGCAUUGUUUUUUAUCCUUUUUGCCAACUUCCACAACUUAAUCUUCCACCAUAAUGUCUUCCAAGCAACUCACAAGAGAGCAACAAGAAAAGUUGUCUCAUAUCUCUUUUAUGGGAGGUCUCAAAGGAGCCGCCUUUGGUUUGGGUCUUGGACUUAUUACCACUGUGGUCGCUCAGAAGCGAUCUCCCAACUUCCAAGCAAUUUCAACACCUAUGAAGUCAAUGUUGCUGGGCUCUGCAUCUGUUGCUGGAUAUCUGUUUGGUUCGGAGCGAGAUGCUACAAAGUACGAAAAUGCUGAAUAUGGCUAUUUGGACGAAGAAGAACUUAUGAAAUUAGCAAGAGAAGAUGGUGGGGACCGACUCACUGCCAAGGACAGCAUCGUUCAUUACUUGAACUCCAACAGAUGGAGCAUUAUUGCUGGUUCUUGGCUUGUUUCGAUGGCUGGCGCCCUUACGUACAGCUUCUCUAACAAGUACCUAACCACACAGCAAAAGGUGGUGCAAGCAAGAAUGUACGCCCAAGCAGUCACAAUUGCGGUACUUAUGGCGUCAGCAGGCUUGUCCGUGUAUGCUGGUGAUGAGGACAAGCACGAAAAGGACGAGCCUGAUGCCCAGCUUCGUGCUGUUUUGGAACUUCCUCAUGCUGAAAGACCAAAGCGCCAGUAAACUAGUCCAACUUCAAACUUUCUACAGCUUAUAGAGAUUAGGGGUGGUCGUUUUGCUGAACAUGACACCCCAAAGUACGAUAUCAUGUAUAUAAAAAAAAGCAGGAAAUGAUAACAUAUGCAUUACAAAACA